AUGCUAGGCUCUGUCACUCCGGUUAAAGACCAAGGAAAAUGCGGAUGUUGCUGGGCAUUUGCUGUCGUGGCAGCCAUGGAAGGCAUCAUCCAUAUCAAAACCGGUAAACUAAUUUCGCUGCAAGAGCAACAACUAGUAGACUGUUCCAAAAAUGGCAAUGGCGGAUGCAAUGGUGGUUGGAUGUGUAUCGCCUAUCAAUAUAUUAUGAAUAACCAAGUACCAACUCAACUAGAGGCCGCAUUAAAAGAUGCUGUGAACAAUCAGCCAGUUUCAAUUGCAAUCGAUGGUAGUGCACAGACCUUCAAGUUAUACAAAGGUGGUAUUUAUGAUGGACGUUGUGGGACAAAUUUAGACCAUUCUGUUGCCAUCGUUGGAUACGGGACAGAUGGUGAGGGGACCAAAAAAAGGACAAUUAAAAAUUCAUGGGGCGAAAAUUGGGGUGAGAAUGGUCAUAUGAGGAUUAAGAGAGAUGUUGCUGCAGCUGAAGUCUUUAUAUCCCAGACAGUGCUUGAGAUUCAAGGCCAGUUGGCCUAA
Messenger RNA from Mangifera indica (mango), 534 nucleotides. RefSeq names its product senescence-specific cysteine protease SAG39-like. Gene Ontology annotation, molecular function: cysteine-type endopeptidase activity. NCBI's taxonomy places the organism in Eukaryota, Viridiplantae, Streptophyta, Magnoliopsida, Sapindales, Anacardiaceae. The transcript has 4 exons. Gene Ontology annotation, cellular component: lysosome. Bases 1 to 534 code for a protein of 177 amino acids. The record is from RefSeq and is a predicted model, not a curated record.